AUGACCGUCAUCCUCACUCUCCAGCUUCCGACUGAAGCUUGCAUUUAUGAUCGGGAGGACGGCGGUGACCUAGCAUGGUGUGCGGAACUUUUCGAGACCGUAUUAGCGUCGUUGGGCUGGGCAUCGUUGGUAACGCCUGCCACGUCCGCAAUGGAAAGGCCGUUUAAAGCAGACGUUGUCGGCUUGUGGAAAAGAAAUAUUGAUGAUCAACGAAGUCUCCUCCCUCAUAUGAAAAGUGGCGUCGGGCGGGUCGCUGGGUGGGAGUUCAAAGAUGCAGUUGGAGCAAAAGGCAUUGUCGUACCCGUAGAGAUACCUAGAAGCAUGGCGCUCGUAAACGAAGUUAAGAGAGCCGUAACUGUCAUUGAAUCAUCACCACUCAAAAUGUGGCUAAUUCGCUCUUUCGCUCAACUUUCGCUCUCCCCCUGGUCCAAUGUUCUUAAAGUGACCUUGUCAACAUCGCCCACUGUGAUGUCUUCUGUCCCGGAAAGUGACUCUUGGGCCAACGCGUGCACAGGAAGUUCUCGAGCAAUCACCUCAAACAAGGGACAAUCGGGCAGUGAAGCGAAGCGUUGGACAGAUUCCCUGACAAAUUUAUCAUUUUUGCACCUUGCAAAGCUUUUGUUAAAAAUUAAAGUUUUGCCUCAUGCCGAAGAGACAAACUGA
Laccaria bicolor S238N-H82 is the source of this 663-nucleotide messenger RNA. RefSeq lists its product as uncharacterized. The record is from RefSeq and is a predicted model, not a curated record. NCBI's taxonomy places the organism in Eukaryota, Fungi, Basidiomycota, Agaricomycetes, Agaricales, Hydnangiaceae. The transcript is spliced from 4 exons. The coding region runs from base 1 to 663 and encodes 220 amino acids.